AUGGAGGAAGUAAGGCAGCUCGUGCAAGAAGAAGGCAGGGAGGCGAGGAACCUGGUAGCAUUUCACGUAGCGGUCGAUACACCAACGCGCGUCUCGAGGAAGCCGCCCAGGGCUGCGCCCCCGCCGCGCAGGGCUGCGCCCCGGGCCGCGCGCCUCCGCUCCGCCUCCGCCGGCAGGGACAAGCGCUCCGAGCUUCGGGCGAGAUACUGGGCCCUGCUCUUCGGCGACCUGCAGCGCUCCGUCGGCGAAAUCUACAAUACGGUGGAGGCCCACGAAAAUCUUAACGAGUGCCAAGAAGUGAUAUUAGUGCUAGAGAACUACACCAGGGACUUCAAAGCUCUGGGGGAGUGGUUCCGACUGAAGUGGGAGUACGACAACACACCGCCGCCGCAACGGCCCCAGAGCUUAGCGUGGGAGAUCAGAAAGACUGAUUUCGUCAGACCCGAGUCCAGACGUACACAUUCCGUAAAAAGUUCCCCCUCUGUGUCCGGCACGAAUAGCCCUUGCUUUUCCGGACACAACACGCCCAGUGGCAAGAACAGCCCCAACUUAACGGGCAAAGCUAGCCCCGGCAGCGGCAAAAUCAGCCCGAGGAUUUCUGCAUGCCAUUCCAGCACAAGUCCGAAAGCGAGCCUAGAGUUUUUCUCCAACAAAUGUGUAGUAUCCAAAAUGACCACGAAACCAGAGCCCAAAUCUGCCAAAGAACCAACGAGGCUUUCGGACAUUAAAGAGAAAGAUAUCCGAGAAACGGACGAGAAAAAUGUGAUGGAACCGGAACAAGGCGAUCAUAAAAAUGGUGUCGUCGAUUCCGAAAGUUCCAAAGAAGUCAAGAACGACCGCGAGGAACUUAAACAAAUCGUAACCGUCGAAAUAGGAAAAGCUAAAGAACUACCAAACGUGUGUCCUAAUCCAGUUGUUAUAAAAUCACCAAAAUCGAAGAUGAAUUCGGGAAAUGUUAAAAAAUCGUCUAAGUCAGAAAUUUCGAAACAAGCAAAACAUACCAUAUCUCAAUUGGAGGCUAUGGAAAACGAAUUUUUAGCGAAAACUAUAACAGUUCUUAAGGCAAAGAAUGAUAAUUUUUUUAAUAAAGAGAAGGAAUUUGAAAUAAAUAACACCGGUAACAUUAAGGAAUACAACUUUAAUAUAAAAAAUUCCAUAGGUGAUAAAGACAGUUUAUUGGUGGAAUCUCCGACAAAGUCAGAGGAGAAUUUUGCUGACGUAUCUAAUGAGAGCUCGCCUGAAUGUAUCGUUGAUAAAUCAGAAAUAUCCUCACAGUUAGUAAUUGAAACAAAUACCGCAUUACAUGAAGAGUUAACAAGUGAAACGUCGAAAACAACAGGCUUAGUUGCCAUUAGCGAAACAAUUGAACACAGAUCAAUACAGAAGAAUGGAGAACUUUUAAAUGGAGAUAUUUUAAAAGAGACAGAUUCCAGUGCCAUAGUAGAUAUUACUUUAGGAUUGAACACUAAAGACGAGAAUCCGUCAGAAAUAAAAAAGGAAACAGAUUCUAUAACCAAAAAUGCAUUCACAGAUGAUGAAUAUAAGGAGGAUAAAAACGAAAUAAUUAAGGAAAAUUCGAAUAAUCAACAUGAUAAUACGGUUAUUGGAAAUAACAAAGUUAAAGUAAAUGGUUUACUAAACGACCAUGAUCGUUUGGAUGAACCCGAAGAAGAAUCGAAAGUCAAUGAAAAACUUGUGCAAGAUAAUGAUAAAAAUAAGGAAAAGACUAAUUUAAAUGAUGCUAAAAGUAACACCAAAGAUUCGAAACAGAUUAAAAAGCCCCCUAUAGAGGCGAAAGAUGAAGUAAAAACAGAGCAAGACGUAAAAAAGCCAGAAACAAAACCAAAUGUAGAAUCAAAGACUAUCGUCAAACCUGCUUAUUCUCAAGCAGCUGCUAAACCUAAGCCUACCAAUACACCUAAGGUAGAAGUCAAAACACCUACACGCACCGCACUUGUCAGGAGCUCCACUGUCGUCGAGAUGCGACCAAGUACCGCCCCGAAAUCUCAAAGACCGUUCCAGAAAAGGGCUCAAGCAAACAAGUGCAGUUAUCCCUUUAACCUGACAACAAGCCGUAUCACCGUCUUCGAUAUGCCGUCGCUCACCGUAGCCAAGGCACCCUUGCCUAAGCGCACGACCAAUAGAAAUUUACAAAUGGCCUCCGGUGAUGCGAAAGCUUCCUCUAACAAAGCAGAGCCGAAACAACGCCAUCAAAGGUCUACCUCCUUGAAGAUGAAUGAGAGUGGGAACAAGAAAGAGAAUCACGACCCGACUUUGGGAAUGAAGGACGACGAUCAGUAUGGCAGCUGCGACACUGUUGUAGCUCAGGUCGAUGGCUCACCAAUCGAGUCGAGCGAUAGCGUCCAAACUCUAGUGUCAGCUGAUCCUCAUCUGGAGGAUAUCAACUACACGAUCGAGUUCCUGGACCUGGACGGCGCGAAUAACGACAACGAAGGAUGGCUGACCGUGAAGUCGCGGCGGCUCAAUAGGGAGUCGAGGAAGCUGUCGAAAUCGCUUUGGGCCAACAGGUUCAACCAGCCGUCGGCCACAACCAGUUUGCCGACGCUGAACAUUAUGUCACCCAAGGAAGAACCCGACGCCGUAGUAGAAGAACCACCCAAGGCAGCGAUGACGGAUCGCGCCAAAUCCGAGCAGCCAGAGAGAGCGGUUAAAUCGGAAAGCGUCGAUGAGGCUAAACCACCGGCGCAGAAGGAAGACAGCAAGCCGAAGGAUCCGUUUAUGAUCCGACAGAAGUCCGAUGUCACCGGCUUGAAGACCAAAUCUUCCAGGAGCAAAGUGCCGGCCAAGAAAGCGGAGCGGUUAAUGGACACAGCCAACGACGAGGAACAGGCGGAGCUGACGAAGAACAGGCUCCACUCCUCGCUCGAGAGCCUACCCACGGGCCUGGCGAGGUCGCAGGAGAGCACUGAAGACGCCUUCGACUUCGACAAGUGGAGGGAGGAGUUCAAGGCAACCUUCAAGUACCUGGACGACGACGACCACAUACCGGACCACGACGAGAUCCUGAUGAGCGCCGAUCCCUCCGAGAUGUCCGAGAUCGCCGAGAUGACGUCGCAGAUAGAAGAGAACGAGAGGAAGAUAAGCUGGGCCCUGGACUUCCAAUCGGAGGUCGACCAGCAGAAGCUUUGCGAGGAGGAGGAUCUGUUGAACAGGCAGAUAAUGGAGUUGCAGCAGGUCUCCGAUAUCGAUCUGGACACUGAGACAGAUGACACUGAGACUGAUGCGGAGAUCGUGUGCGAGGACGCCGCCGUGGCGGCCUGCCCAUCGGAGACCCUGGGCGCGUUGGCGGCCAGCCUCGAGGACCAGUACGAGACGGCGCUGGCCGGCAUGUCCUGGGCGGAGAGGGUGGACACCCUGGUGGUGCUGGAGGCCCUCGUCGCCAGGGAUCCCGGAAGGGCGCAGCAACUCCACGCCAAGCUGUCCCAGGGCAUCAAGAGACGUGGCAGCUUGCAGGAUGCUUUGAGGAGACUCCAAGCGAAGCAGGCGCGAGCGGAGCGCCAAAGGAACGAAUACCAGACAGAGAGGGCGAAGAAGAUCCACCAGUUGCUGGCGCGCGUCGAGGAAGUCAAGGUGGCGAAGAACCAACUGAUAGAAGAGAAGAGACUGAGAAUGGAGAGGCGCCUGGAGAAGGCGGCUGAAAAUCGAAAUCAGUAUCUGAAGGACAUCGUGCGGAAGGCGCACGACGAGGAGGAGAAGCUGCGCGAGAUCGCGUUCAUCACGCAGCUGCAGGCGCAGCACCGCCGGCACGACUUCCUCGCGCAGUGCCGCGACCACACCGCCCGGCUGCGCGCGCUGCGCCGCGACCGCCUCCGCAAGCUGGAGGAGAAGGCGGCGCGCGAGGCGGCGGUGGGCGCGCGGCGACUGGCGCUGGAGGAGGCGCGCCGCAGCCGCGUGGAGAGCCUGCUGCAGCGGCGGCGGCUGCGCGACGAGCGCGUGCAGGGGCUGCGCGAGCUGCGCCGCCAGGAGCGCGGCGACGCGGCGCGCGAGAAGGCGGAGGGCGUGCGCUCGCGGCUGGUGGCGCUGGCGGCGGCCGCCGAGCUGGAGGCCACCGCGCUGCGCUCGCGCAUCCGCCGCAAGCAGGACGCCAGCCGGCAGCGGCUCGAGCUGCACCUGCGCGCGGUGCGCGAGAAGGCCACCGGCCCCCAGAAGCCGACCACCGCCGACAGCUGCGAGCAGCCCAGCAGCGAAGAGGCGGAGGCCGAGAGGCUGGAGAGGGAGCGCCGCGAGAGGGAGAAGCAGAAGAGCAUCAAGAGGAAGGCGAGGAAGCUGCGCCUCAAGUUGAUAGCCACCGGCAACGAGAGCCCCGCCCUAGAGGAGCACGCGUACGAGCCCCGCCCCAGCCCGCUCGCCGCCAAGAUGCACAAGGCGGUGCAGCAGAUCGCGCACGCCAUCACGCCGCUGUACCGGGAGGCGGCCAGGGCCGCGGCCGACGCCAAGUCCGCCGCCGACGCCAAGUCCGCGGCCGCCAAGUCCGCGCCGGACUCGGAGUCCGCGGCGGCCAAGUCCGCGCCGGAGUCCGAGUCCGCGGCGGAGGCGGAGGCCGGCCGGCGGCGGCGGCGCGAGCGCGAGGCGGCGGCGCCGGCGCGGCUGCCCGACCCGCUCACGCUCGAGCGGCAGCUCAACGAGCUGCAGCGGCUCAUGGACAAGUUCGACACGAACACAUCCGAGAAGAUGACGAUGCCGAAGAUGCAAGCGCUCAAGGUGAUCGGGCAGCUGUUGGCCCUGGCCGCCGAGAGGGAGGACCUGGCUGCACAUUUCACCACCAAGUCGCUGAGCACGUGCGUGGCGCUGGUGUCGCGCGCGGCGUGCUCGUGCAGCGGGCUGGGCGCCAUGCUGCUCGGCACCGACGCGGCCGUGCACCUCGUCUCGCUGCUGCAGGCCACGCUGGAGAAGGACCUCCAGUCGGACCCCAAGGAGAUGGAGCUCGCGCGCCAGCUCAGCGACUGCCUCUCCAUCGCCCUGGACUCGGUGCUGUGCUCCACCCGCCUGCACCAGGAGAAGCCGAGGCGUCGAGAGGACAUGGAACUGCUCAGGACUCUGCGCAACAGGGCCCACAUGAUCAUCAGUUACCUGUGCCUCAGCGGGUGCAUCGCCCACGCCGAGAGGGCUGGUGAGGCGCGCGAGAGCAUCCAGACCUUGCUCACGGUCUGCGCAGACCUCUGCCACCCCUCCGAAGCAGAUGCGGGUUCUGAGCGCUCGUCCGCGAGGCAGUCGCUCCGCUGCGCCCUCGGCACCGGCAUGUGCGGCGCCCGCGCCGAGUUCUGCAUGCUGUUCGCCCGCGGCGCCGACCUGGGCCACUGCGGCAGUUUCGUGCGCGCCGCCCGCACCGCCCACCUGCUGCGCGCCCUCGCCGAGAUGGACCACGUCAUCGUGCAGGAGGCGUUCGGAGAAGGCGGCUGGCCCCUCGAGUUCCGGGCGGCCGUUGCCAGACUCCUCUCCCAACACGCGCCCAACGAUAGAGAAGCUCCGCGCACCACUCCGCUGCGUCUAAGCAAUCAGCGUCUGGACCAGACGUUAUCCGAGACCAUGGUUCUCGACCUGAUCGUUCUCGUGGGAUUCGUGGUGGUGAACAAUCCCCAACUUCAGGACACAAUCUGCGACGGCUGGAGCGUCAUAAAGACCCUUUGCACGCUGCCGGCCAACUGGCUGGUGUCUCCCUCUCACAGCCACGCUCUGCUACCGACCCUCGUGGCACUGGCAGAAAGGCCGGCCACGGCCACCGCCAUCGCCGCCGAGUUCAGCGUCGAGAUGCUCCGCGAAUACAUGGAGAGUCCGGAGGCGCAGAAGGUGAAAUUGGUCCAAGUGAUAAAGCAGGGCAGAAAGAAAUCUGGCAAAAAG
Molecule: messenger RNA, 5859 nt
Organism: Iphiclides podalirius (scarce swallowtail)
Lineage: Eukaryota; Metazoa; Arthropoda; Insecta; Lepidoptera; Papilionidae
Source: the annotation of a GenBank genome assembly